This is a messenger RNA of Gongylonema pulchrum, 744 nucleotides long. The record is from the annotation of a GenBank genome assembly. Lineage: Eukaryota; Metazoa; Nematoda; Chromadorea; Rhabditida; Gongylonematidae.
AUGCUACGCGGUGGCUUCUCCCUGGAUGCGGCUCUUGUUCUGCUCCUUUUCUGGGCGCACAUCACAGCAGCUGUCGACAGGACCGCGUUCAGGCGAUGCGAGCAGUCCGGUUUCUGCAAGAGACACAGGACGCAGGUGGGACAGGUGAAGUAUACGGUUAGUGAUGUGACACAUAACGGGACAGCGCUGAUGGCUCGCUUGCAAAGUACCGUGAACACGCUGAGGCUUGUGAUCGUGCAGCUGAACGACUCAACGUUACGAUUCAAAUCGAUUGAGAUUGGCAAGGAUUCGGCCGUUUUAAUAACUGCACAGGAUGCAAAAGUGCUCCUAACUUAUGUGCCAUUUCGAGUGGAUGUAUUCGAAAAAGAUGUACUGCUGAUUAGCAUUGGCAAAGAUUCGGCCGUUUUAAUAACUGCACAGGAUGCAAAAGUGCUGCUAAGUUAUGUGCCAUUUCGAGUGGAUGUAUUCGAAAAAGAUGUACUGCUGAUUAGCGUUAAUCCAAACAAUGCGCUAAAAUUUGAGCAUUUCAGGAAGAAGGAGGAUGGAAAUGAGACAGAGGCAGAAGCGGGCUUCUGGGAAGAAGAUUUUAGAAGUAUUCACGAUCCGAAACCCUUUGGUUCGAGUUCUGUUGGGAUUGAUCUGUCAUUUAUCGGCUACAAAUUCAUCUAUGGAUUACCGGAGCAUGCAGAUAGCUUCGCACUCCGAUCCACUGCGUAUGUGUUGUUUAUUUUGAAAAAGGCUUAA